Molecule: messenger RNA, 2332 nt
Organism: Folsomia candida
Lineage: Eukaryota; Metazoa; Arthropoda; Collembola; Entomobryomorpha; Isotomidae
Product: G1/S-specific cyclin-E1
Exons: 8
Coding region: 308-1984 (558 amino acids)
Biological process (GO): G1/S transition of mitotic cell cycle; regulation of cyclin-dependent protein serine/threonine kinase activity
Cellular component (GO): cytoplasm; centrosome; cyclin E1-CDK2 complex
Molecular function (GO): cyclin-dependent protein serine/threonine kinase regulator activity
Source: RefSeq, a predicted model, not a curated record
ACAUUCACUUCUCCUCCGUCAGUCGUCCCACGGUUCCCUCUCCGACCAGGCCAACUGCAUCCUCUUCUCCCUCUCUCCUCUGAGGAUCGACCACCCACAACCACACCCACUUGUGAGGACAGCCACUCGCUCAGGCGGAAGGGACCCCGUUGGCGCACUCAAACCGAGAAGACACAACAGCAGCAGCCUUUAUUCGAGACAACUUAAAAAGUUUCUGAGAUUGAGACGACCUUAUUCUUUAUUACUCGCUGGAAUAAUAGACUGGACUAUAUUUCCAAGAAGUGAGCGUGCGUGAACCAGUCUCAAUAUGUUGACGAGAAGUAACGUUCAUGGGGUUGGUUCCACAUCCCAACAUUUCGAGUCGAGAUCCACAUCGUCCUCUCGCAAAUCCUUGCCUCCCAUUCUCACAAGGAGUCGGAAGAGAAAGUCCACGGCACUCCAGGAUGGGGAAAUGAUGUCCAGAAUCAACAAUACUUCGUCGUCCUCGUCAUCCCACUCUCAACCCCGGUCGUCCCGACACUCUAUCUCUGCAGGAGAGCUGCGAGAAAUCCAGUUUACCAAUAUUUAUCCGUCUACAUCAACUAUUAGUGAAACUGCCAUAAUUGACAGGAAAAUUAUAGCUCGAAGAAGAUCCAGAACCUCCACACCGAGUGAUGUUAGUGCAACAAGUGUGAAAAGUUACAGAAGGAAGCUGGUUGAGCAUGAUUAUGACACCCGGUCCACAACUUCGUCCUCGUCAAUGUUCUCCUCGACAAGCAGUCAUCAAACAUCAUCAACAAACUCACAUUCGACACGAAGAUCGUCUCGAAGGUCUCAGUCAGAUGAGGAGUCUGUGAUAAGUGAGUUCAACAGUAGCAGCAUUGUGACGGCCCAUGGCGGUUUAGGAAUUGAGGACGUGACCCCACAGUCCAAGUAUGGACUCCGAUCUGUAAAGGAUGAGUCCCAGGAUUGCUCACGAACAUGCUCCCUCCCUCCCGUUUGUUUCGCCAAUUGUGAUGAGAUUUGGGAUCUAAUGUGCAAAAUGGACUUGAAGUACCAACGUAACCCGGAUUUAUUUAAGGACCACCCAAUUCUGGGACCUCAGAUGAGAGCAAUUCUCCUAGAUUGGAUUAUGGAUGUGUGUGAAGCGUACAAAAUGCACAGAGAAACUUUAUAUCUCGCAAUUGAUUAUUUAGAUCGUUAUCUUGCUGUUCAAAAAAAUGUUCCAAAGGCCCAUCUUCAACUAAUCGGAAUAACAUGUUUAUUUGUGGCUGCCAAGCUUGAAGAAAUCUAUCCCCCCAAAUUAAAGACGUUUGCCUACGUGACGGAUGGAGCUUGUAGUGAAGCAGAAAUUCUAGACAUGGAACUUGUUCUUAUGAAAACAUUGAAAUGGAAACUAACUCCCAUCACGCCUGCCACAUGGAUCAACAUAUACCUCCAAAUUUUAGCCUAUCGCAACGGAGCCAUUAUUUGUACCCGAUCUGGAGCGGAUUUUAUUCGGUCAUCCAUCCGCGAUACGAACAAGCCAUCCGAUGCUAGACUGAUCAAACACCUAUACGAUAGGAUAGACUAUGUCAGAAUUAUUCGCCUUGUCGACCUCUCAAUAUUGGAUGCCCAAUCACUCAACUUUACGUACUCCUUGUUGUCAGCCGCAGCAAUUUUUCAUACCAAAGGACGAGCCGCCGCAUUAUCGGCUUCCGGGUUUAGCUGGGAUCAAAUUGCAACAUGCGUUAACUGGAUGGCUCCGGCAGCUACGGUUCUGCGACGCCACGAAAUCCCCCCAGUGCUCCCUGCAAUUGAUGAAGUUAGCGAUGAAAGUCGCCAUCUCAUUCAGUCCCACUGUGUCACCCUCGAAAUGCUGAAUGACGCUGAAGCCCUUGCAACGAGUAAAAUAUGCAGUCCCCUCAACACCAACUCUGAAGGUGGUCUCUUGACCCCACCACAUAGUGGAGAAAAGUCCGGAUUCCCAAGAAGAGCGAAGCAAAGUCAAUCUCCCAGAUAUUAACAUAAUAUGUAUACCGUGUUUUAGAUUAAGUUUUAUUUAUUAAUGAUUUUUGUGUUGUGUCGUGCUUGCAAGUGCAAAAUGGUGUAUUUUAUGAAAUAUUGGAACGCCAUCGGAAUGGCCUGGAAUGGCAUUGUAUCUGUAUAAUUAUAAAUCAUAUAUGUUGCUCUAAGUACUUUCUAAGACUAAAUAAUUGAACUGAAUUUAUUUAUGCAAUUUAAUAAGUUAUUUAGAAUAUUCUUUGUAUGCAGUCCUACUUAUAUUUGCCGACUGACACUACGUACGAUGUACGAGAUAAGAUUUGAAUGCAAUUAAAAGAAAAUAAAAGUCUCAUAACGUGUUUUAAUUUUA